UUGGUUAGUUGCAUGUCUGUGUGAAGCACCAAGAAACAUUAAUUCCAAUAUCAGACAGAACACAAUCUGAAAGGAGAUGAUUGUCUGAUCCUCUGUAGCCUCAGAUCGUUCCGAAAGAAAUAAACCUGAGCACCGCUCAUCAGGCCAAGGCCCCCUGUCAUCCAUUAAAGCGGCAAUCAAAAGGAUAUUCAUGAAUAGUGCACAUCAAAUAUGCCCCGUGGAAGAGCUUCUCGGACAUCUGGCCACAGUGAACAGCAGAGAGAGAGAAGGCGACCUGAAAUCACGAUAGUUGCUGCUGAACCACUUGGGCCAUCUUCCUGGUUUCCGGGUGGAAAUCACAUUCCUCAGCAAAGGCUAGUGUUUCAAUCAUCCCGCACCCAGACUUCUUGGAGAACAAGUGAGCUUGUCCCGGCUGAGCCACCUUCAUAUGAGCAAGUAAUCAAAGAAAUCAAUCAAGUGCAAGUCAAUACAACCAGCAACAGUAAUGUUGCCAACGCUGCAAAUUCUAGAUCCACUGCUACUUCUUCAACACAAACUGACUUUCCAGAAGAUCAGAUAAUCAGCAGUUUGCCGGAAAUAAAUGUGAAAAGUAAUCUGCAUGUUUAUUCUGAAUGUAAAAGCACUCCAGCUGUACAGGUUCCUCGCAAACCACCUAGACCUUCAUCUUGCCUGUUGAACAGCAAUCCUUCCAAAAAUGAAGAUCUUCUAGUUAUCUUGGAAGAACAUACAUGUCAGGAAAAGCCUAAUGCUGUGAUAUGUCCUGUGCCAAAACCAAGAUCUAAAGGCAACCUGAAACCUGUUCUUAGAGAUACUCAGAGUAGCGCACAAGACAAUCACAAAAAAACUACAACAGAAAAGGACACCCCCUCAAUUCAUUUGAGCUUUCUACUAGAUGACAGCUUUGGUGACUGUCAUAUGGUGAUAGAUACCAUGGAUACAGACAAGAACCAAAGUAGUAUCAUAUCACGGAUUAAAGCUUUUGAAUUGCAAGCAAAUACAGAAACAAAGAAGGCAGAAGUAUCUCCCCAUUCAUUAGGCCCGAAACCCAUCAUUAGUGCAAAGAAACCUGUGGUGGCACCAAAGCCAGGGGUUAACAGAGCCUCGGGUGACUGUAAUUCAUGGACAGAAGGUAAGCUGAAGACUGUUUCCCAGGAAAGACCUCUUCCAUCUCAGGAAGCUGGGAGCACUGCUAUAAACAAGCCUGAAUUGCCAAAGAAACCAGCCAUUGUGAAAAGCACUAGCGAUGGGCUCCUUAAUUCAGGAAACAGAUCAGCGUCAGAAAGCAGUGAUGGACAGAGAAAAUCUCCCAUUCCUGCUCCCAGGCCACUUGUUCUCAAGAAGUCUGGCCCUGCUAGAAGUCCUGUUCUUCCUACAGUCCCACUGAAACCAGUAAAUGCUGCUCCCAGACUCUCUAUAGCUGCUCAGUCCCCAGCUUUCAGAUCUCUAGCGGAGCCCCCUGCAAGCAACUCCGUAGUACCUCCUGUUCAGAGUACACCAUCAAGAGAAGGUGAUCUGAUCAGCUUCGAUGAUGAUAUUUUUCCUCUAAACACAGCUGGGAAUCUUGAAGAACUUACUCGGUCAGCACCAGAUCUUGUCAGUUUGCCUUCCAAACAUGAGCCUGCAAAAGAACAGGCAAUCCAGUCAGCUGUUGUGCGGAAACCUACUGUGAUUCGAAUCCCAGCUAAACCAGCAAAAGCUUUGAAUGAAGGUCCAGAAAGCCCUCCUCCACUUCCUACAGAAAAACCAAUUGGAAACACAUCUGGCAUUUCAGCUGGAAAAAACAGCAACAUAAAAACAGCAAAAAAGGAGUCCGAGCAUUCCAGUUUGACAUUGUCAAGCAAGAAUAUACCUAUCAUGCCCCUACGGCCAAGUGAAGGUAAAAUCAUGCCAGCUCGACCUCCUCCACCUAAGGGUGCUCCAGGAAGGCCACCACCACCAAAAUCAGUCAAGACCUCGUCACAAAUGGAUGGCAUUUCUCAUUCAUCCUCAGACACUACUCUCCAUAAAAAACCCAGCACAUUUGGGUUAGGAGUCAAGAAGACCAAGAGUGAUGUUAUCAAAAACAGCGAUCCUGCUUUGCCUCCUCGACCCAAGCCAGGUCAUCCUCUGUACAAUAAAUAUAUGCUUCCUGUACCCCAAGGAACUGCCAAGGAAGACAUUUCUCUCCAAAGUACUCGGCAUACUUGCAAGGACAAUAUGCGGAGGGUAAACCCAAGUGCUGACUUAAGUGCUCCUCAUGCUGUGGUGCUGCAUGAUUUUCAAGCAGAACAUGGAGAGGACUUGAACCUUCAUUCUGGGGAGACUGUCUAUCUUUUGGAAAGAAUAGAUAAUGAGUGGUAUCGAGGAAAAUGCAAGAAUCGCACAGGGAUCUUUCCUGCUAGCUUUGUCAAAGUUAUUGUUGAUAUUCCAGGAGAAAACAACAGGAAAAAAGUGAGUUUUUCAUCACCAAAUAUUGUAGGCCCUAGAUGUAUAGCUCGAUUUGAAUAUAUUGGAGAUCAGAAAGAUGAAUUAAGCUUUUCAGAAGGUGAAAUCAUUAUUUUGAAGAAAUAUGUCAAUGAAGAAUGGGCCAAAGGAGAGCUGAGAGGCACCACUGGAAUUUUCCCAUUGAACUUUGUUGAAGUAAUUGAAGAUUUGCUUGACCCAGGUGAUGGAGCAUCUCUGAACAUUAAGAAUGCUGCCUCCGUGACACAGUUGGAAGAACCUGCUGGAGAGUGGUGUGAUGCACUCCAUGAUUUUACAGCAGAAACCCAGGAAGACUUAUCUUUUAAAAAAGGAGACCACAUCUUGAUAUUAGAGCACUUGGACUCAGAGUGGUACAGAGGGAGAUUAAAUGGAAAGGAAGGAAUUUUUCCUGCAGUGUUUGUUCAGGUUUGCUCAGGAGAAACACAUUCAUCACAGCCUGCAGGUGGGAAGAAAGGAAAAGCCAAGGCCCUGUAUGACUUUCAUGCUGAGAAUACAGAUGAACUGUCCUUCAAAGCUGGUGAUAUCAUAACAGAACUGGAACCUGUAGAUGAAGAAUGGAUGAGUGGAGAGCUAUAUGGCAAAUCUGGAAUAUUUCCCAAAAACUUUGUUCAGAUUCUACAGUUUUCCUAAAGAUGACACCCAGUUAUGGAUUAUCUACCCACACAAGUGAAUACCUUACUAGCACAAAUGCACAUUAUACUUCAGGCAGCAGAGAGGCUGACUUCUAAGAUAUUUGAUCUAAUCUUGACUAUCAAAAUGCAUUUUUGCACUAUUUUUAUAAAAAAGAACACUAGAUCGUAUAAUAUUUCCAGUUGACCCUUUCUUAAAAGCCCUACUUCAUUGUUUCAAUAACAAUUUGGUACAAUACUGGACUUUUAAGCUACCUGUCCCUUAGCAGUUUUAGCAUAUUUUUAAAAACUGAAUAUUCAAAUUCUGCUUGAGUUGCAUCUCUUCAUUCCCACUACAGAUACUGUGUUAUGUAAAUGUUUAAUAGUCUGUGUGUGAAAGUGGUAAAUCUUGUUAUAUUAUCAUAACUGUGGGGAGGGGGGUCUCUCCUUUUAAACCAUGUAAGUCAAAUUGCCCAUUCUUUUAAUGCAUCCCUUGCCUUGUGUUAGAAGAGUAAACCAGCCUGAAACCACAGGAUUCCUUAGUAACGGCUGCAACUUUAUAUGAACAGAAGGUGCCUUGUACUUGGCUAGUCUGUUUAGCCCAGUAUCAUCCACCUUAACUAGCAGUGGCUGUCAUAGAUCUCAAGUAGGUGUGCUUCCUAUCAUCUGCUAUCAGAUCUUUUUAACUGAACGCGUGGACUGAAUGAAGCAAUUCCUGGCAAUGCAUGUACUCUACUCCUGCGUUGUCCUGUGGUCUGUUCUCCAUCCUUUUCAUUUCCUAGAUUCCAUAGGAUCUACAGGUGACUGAUGCCAUUAUAUAACAUUUGUUAUUUGUUCCGCAUCCAAAGUACUGCUUCAUAGAUUCAACACGUUUCUUGAGGCCAUUUCUUAAUUUCAACGUUUUUCUAAAUAAUUUCCCUGAUAUUUUUGCCAAUGCGUUAUGCAUGUGAAAUACAUCUCUCAACUAUGACUGUUUAUCCGUACAAUGGGAACUAUCGAUUUAAUAUAUAAUUAGAACAAAAUUUUAUUAAACUCCAUUUUGCCUUGCUUUCUCUUGCUUGGAUUUCCUCUCUUCCCUUCAGGGUUGGAAGUAUAAUACCUAAACUGUAAACUUAAAGCAGUUUAAAAUUUCCCUUUGAUUUUCCAAAAUUCUUAAAAUAAAGCUGAACAUAAAACAAUCAUGUUCAUAAACUACCGACACAUGCUGAAUAGAUUUCAUUUACCUUUUAUUGGUGUAGGAAACAGCACUUUGUGUAAUACAAAUCUUGUCACAGACAACUAAAAUAUAAAGUGAUCAAGAAUCUCCAAUGCUCCAAAAGCAAUUAUUUCAUCAGAACAAGUUGGAAUUAGAAUCUUUUCAGCUCUU
Molecule: messenger RNA, 4437 nt
Organism: Varanus komodoensis (Komodo dragon)
Lineage: Eukaryota; Metazoa; Chordata; Lepidosauria; Squamata; Varanidae
Gene: SH3D19
Product: SH3 domain containing 19
Exons: 21
Coding region: 211-3093 (960 amino acids)
Molecular function (GO): protein binding
Source: RefSeq, a predicted model, not a curated record